Eremomyces bilateralis CBS 781.70 is the source of this 2148-nucleotide messenger RNA. RefSeq names its product WD40 repeat-like protein. Gene Ontology annotation, cellular component: Set3 complex. The transcript is spliced from 2 exons. Gene Ontology annotation, biological process: regulation of transcription by RNA polymerase II. The record is from RefSeq and is a predicted model, not a curated record. Lineage: Eukaryota; Fungi; Ascomycota; Dothideomycetes; Eremomycetales; Eremomycetaceae. Gene Ontology annotation, molecular function: protein binding; transcription corepressor activity. The coding region runs from base 194 to 2020 and encodes 608 amino acids.
CAAGAAUUAUACAUUGUUAGGAUCGCCAUUAGAGAAUCCGAUAAUGGUGCCCUUUCGUGUUAUAUCGUGUCUUUGUCACAUAUCUCUGUAAUACCACCUGUCUAAUCACCGUGUUCCCGAAAGAACGCGCCCCGCCUAUAGGACCUUCUGGUCCCCUCAUCUCCCACUUCGUCCACAUCAACUAGUAUGCAACAUGACGGCCGAAAUCCUAUCCUCCAAUGUUAUGAACUAUCUGGUUUGGCGGUACCUCCAAGAAUCCGGUUUGUUCUUAUCCUUUGGGAUAUCAAGGGUCGAGCUAACCAUCCACCCAGGAUAUGAUAGUGCCGCCAUUCAGCUGUCGCGUGCAUGGUGCCAACAUCCCGACAGCCUUCCGUUCGCGUCGAAUAUCAAGUCGCACUGCCUGAUCAACCUCGUCCAAGAUGGGUUAUGGCUUGAUCAUCUCAAGGCAAAGGUCCAAAAGGUAUCGCCAUCCUUAGUUUCCGAUUCUGGUAUAGGACUAACUGUUGGCAAGACCGAAAGACGAUACAUCUUUGGCGAAGACCACGGACCGCGAUUUGCAGUGCGGACAAGCAGUCGAAGCGGAAGCGAAAGUCUAGAGCAGAGAAAAUCCAGAACCGCGCAGCGGGGCGACUCCGAAACAAAUGGCCUCGCUGCCGACUUGUCGCAAGUCCCAGGGAAGGGAAAGAGAAGUUAUGGUACCGACCGUCGCAGCAAUGGCGAUGCGAUGGAAAUCGAUACGAACGGUGUUCGAGAAUAUAGUGGUCCGGAGAGAGAGUCUCCCGCGGCUGAACAGGUGCCAUCGACGAUGGAAGUCGGCGACAGCGUUGCCCUUCAAAGCGACAAGCCAGUUGAUUUGACGCAAACAACAACGUUUCUCUAUUCGAAUAGCGCCGACUCGACCGGGGCGAAUGGUGAGGACACUCCAUUCAUGCAGACCAGUUGGAGCUUGGUGGAACCGAAGUUGCUCACCGCUGCUGUCGAGAACUCUAUUCGAUAUUACGUGAUGGAUGGAAAACUUCCAGACUCGGCUCCGUCAACCUGCUCAAUAUCCCUUGAGCAACCAGUUUCACCCGCACCAUUUCAGAUCGAGAACGUAUGCUGGACCCAAGCAGGAGAUGCGUUCAUUACCGGGAAUGAAGAACUCGGUGCUACAAUGGUCGUAGGGAAGCUAUUCCAUCUCGAUCAAGCAUCCCAGGAAGUCAAUCUGAUAUCACCAUCGGUGGGCACCGUCAUGGCGCUGCGCUGGAACGAAAAGUGCCAGCAAUUGCUCGUCGUGUCAACAAGCGAUGUCUCCGGCGCGAUCCGAAUAUGGGACACACAAAAUGCCGAUCCUCGCUGGAUGGUUCACUCGCCAACGACGGUUAUGGACGCAGUAUGGCUAUCAGAUACCAAGUUUGCUGUUUGCGGAGAGGGAUUCAUCGCAUUCUAUGACACGACCUCGGAUCCUGCUGUGCAAAUGGAAAUCAGCACCGACAUCGCAUGGGAAUCGCUAAAAUUCGAUCCGAUCUGCGAAUUAUUGGCAUGCGUAUCUGAAGGCGGCAGGCACCUAGGGAUUGUUUCUGAAGGCAAAAACCUGGUUGUUCACAACACCCAAGAAGACCAAAUCACGAUCGCCGAGUUCCAACCGAUCCCGAAUCCUUCGUUAGUUACAGCUACAUCACCAAGACUGCUUGCCACGGCAUCCUCAACCGGUAUUGUCGAGGUCAUGAAUGCUAGGGCUCCAUUCGAAGUCAUACAUCGAUUCUUCAUGGGCGGGUUUCCAGCCUACUCUAUGGCGUUUUCCCCAGAUGGAUUUCUUCUUGCCGCAGCGGGUCAGGAAGCCCUUCUCGUAUGGAAUCCAGAAGCGGGCGGCCUGCCGAAGGCGAUCUGGAAGUGGCCUCAAGGAGACAGGGCCUGGGCCACGGAGUCGAAUGGCAGCACCGAAGUGGAUGAAGCGCAGAGUAGUUUGUGUUGGGACGUGGACGGAAAAAAGAUUGCUUAUACCUUGGGACACCAGAUUGCUGUGAUUGACUUUAGGUGAACCGCUCUGUUUCUAAGCUACGGAUUGUUGUAGGAUACCCUCGCUGCUCCGGCGAGCAGCCUUCGAUGCUGGCUGGGGGUCACUCCCAGAUAACGGCAUCAUAAGCAAUUCCUGGGGGCGUACGGGCG